AUGCUGAUGCUGCCUCUGAUAGUCGCCAGUAUUAUUACAGGCGUCAUUACCUACUGCAUUGUGUUUGGUGUUAUUCUAAACCAACUUGGUCAUCGUGGAGGCGUGGUGGAACAAUUCUUCACCGUCAUCAAUCUCGUCACCUUCAAAAUGAUCACACUUGUCAUGUGUGCUGCCACGCUGCCGGUGACGAUGCAGUGUGUGGAGCAGCGGAUGAAGAUGGACACACGGAUUUCCCGUUUCAUCCUCCCAGUGGGUGCCACAGUCAACAUUGACGGCGCUGCUGUGUUUUGCCAUUGUCUGAUGUUCAUUGCUCAGUACAAUGGGAUCAGCCUGACAUUCGGAGAGAUCAGUGUAGGAUCUGCUGGUGUCCCUGGCGCUGCUGUUGCUAUGAUGUUGCUUGUUCUGAAAGCUAUUGGUCUCCCGGAACGAGGAAUAUCUUUCUUGGUCACCGUUGAUUGGUUGAUGGAUCGUUUCCGCACAAUGGUAAAUGUGGCUAGUGAUUGUCUGGUCGUAGGAGUUGUCUCCCAUUACACAAAGCUCCCACCACGUGAAACAUCAGAGACUCAAAGUGAUCCUUUGCGGGAAGAGCAGGAGAUGCUGGAGAAUGACCUGGUGUGA
Haliotis rubra (blacklip abalone) is the source of this 618-nucleotide messenger RNA. RefSeq names its product excitatory amino acid transporter 3-like. Gene Ontology annotation, biological process: L-glutamate transmembrane transport. The coding region runs from base 1 to 618 and encodes 205 amino acids. Gene Ontology annotation, molecular function: L-glutamate transmembrane transporter activity; glutamate:sodium symporter activity; neutral L-amino acid transmembrane transporter activity. Lineage: Eukaryota; Metazoa; Mollusca; Gastropoda; Lepetellida; Haliotidae. Gene Ontology annotation, cellular component: plasma membrane. The record is from RefSeq and is a predicted model, not a curated record. The transcript has 5 exons.